UUUCCUCUCUCUUUUCUUUCGAGGCUGCGGGGCGCGGGGCGUGCGGUGAAUCAGGGAUGAGGAUUUAAUCGAUUUAAUCACGGUACUUGGAUAAACGCCAAUGAACAGCCGCAUUCAGACAUUUCUCUAGUCUCCAAAUUUGCCUGUCGCGCCUGGUCUCAUCGGUAGUCAAUCAUGGGGGUGCGGAGCUACAACGAGGAACUCAGCUAUUUGGAAAAACUGACUCCCGUCUCCUGGAGGAUCAAGAAGGGCUUUGUGCCGAACAUGAAGGUGGAGGGGGUCUUCUACGUGAAUAGCCUGCUGGAGAAGCUGAUGUUUGAGGAGCUCCGUAACGCCUGCCGUCCUGGCAUGGUGGGCGGGUUCCUACCAGGGGUCAAGCAGAUCGGCAAUGUGGCCGCCCUUCCCGGCAUUGUCGGUCACUCCAUAGGCCUUCCCGACAUCCACUCCGGCUACGGCUUUGCCAUCGGCAACAUGGCCGCUUUCGACAUGGACGACCCCAAGGCCAUAGUCUCUCCCGGAGGGGUGGGGUUUGACAUCAACUGCGGGGUGCGCCUGCUGCGCACCAACCUGAUGGAGAAGGACGUGCUGCCCAUCAAGGAGCAACUGGCCCAGAGUAUGUUUGACCACAUCCCAGUGGGCGUGGGCUCCAAGGGCAUCAUCCCCAUGAACGCCAGGGAUCUCGAGGAGGCGCUCGAGAUGGGCAUGGACUGGUCUCUCAGGGAAGGCUAUGCAUGGGCAGAGGACAAGGAGCAUUGUGAGGAGUAUGGGCGCAUGCUCAAUGCGGACCCUGCGAAGGUGUCCAUGAAGGCGAAGAAGCGGGGACUGCCGCAGCUGGGCACGCUGGGCGCGGGCAACCACUAUGCGGAGAUCCAGGUGGUGGAGGAGAUCUUCGACAAGCACAACGCCUACAAGAUGGGCAUCGAGCGCUGCGGACAGGUGUGCGUGAUGAUCCACAGCGGCAGCCGGGGCUUCGGGCACCAGGUGGCCACCGACGCCCUGGUGGCAAUGGAGAAGGCGAUGAAGCGUGACCAGAUUGAGGUGAACGACCGCCAGCUGGCCUGCGCCAUGAUCCGGUCUCCAGAGGGGCAGGACUACCUCAAGUCAAUGGCGGCUGCCGCAAACUUCGCUUGGGUCAACCGCAGCAGCAUGACCUUCCUCAGCCGCCAGGCGUUUGCCAAGGCGUACAACACUACCCCGGACGACCUGGACAUGCACGUCAUCUACGAUGUGUCGCAUAACAUCGCCAAGGUGGAGCAGCACGUGGUGGACGGGAAGAUGCGCACCUUGCUGGUGCACCGCAAGGGCUCCACCAGGGCCUUCCCGCCACACCACCCGCUCAUCCCCGUGGACUACCAGCUGACCGGCCAGCCCGUGCUGAUAGGCGGUACGAUGGGCACGUGCAGCUACGUGCUGACGGGCACGGAGCAAGGCAUGAACGAGACGUUCGGCACGACAUGCCACGGGGCCGGGCGGGCGCUCUCACGGGCCAAGUCUAGGCGCAACCUCAACUACCAGGAUGUGCUGGACAAGAUGAACGAGAUGGGCAUUUCAAUCCGGGUCGCCUCUCCCAAGUUGGUCAUGGAAGAGGCUCCAGAGUCAUACAAAAAUGUGACUGACGUGGUGGACACGUGCCACGAGGCCGGCAUCAGCCGCAAGUGCAUCAAGCUCAGGCCUAUCGCAGUCAUUAAGGGGUGAAGAUAAGCAUUGAGUUGCCCAUCGCAGUCAUCAAGGGCUGAAAAUGUUUGUCUACUUGCCCAUUACGGUCAUCAAGGGCUGAAGAUGUGCAUUGAGUUGUCCAUCGGGGUGAUCGAAGGCUGAAGAUGUCCUUGAGUUGCUCAUCAAGGGCUGAAGAUCUGCAUCAGAUUACUCAUCUGGGUCGUCGAGGGCUGAAGAUGUGCAUCGAGCUGCCCAUUGCAAUCACCAAGGACUGAAGAUGUGCGCUGAGUUGUCCAUCACAGUCAUAAGUGCUGAACAAGAACAGCUUUGUCUCGGGCUGGACAUGGACUCGAGGGCUGAACAUUGGUGGGUGUCUCGGGCUGAGAAUAAACGAGGGGGGUCUUCCCGGGUUUGACCUGGA
This is a messenger RNA of Ixodes scapularis (black-legged tick), 2077 nucleotides long. It is a transcript of the gene RtcB, whose product is annotated as RNA-splicing ligase RtcB homolog. The coding region runs from base 175 to 1695 and encodes 506 amino acids. The record is from RefSeq and is a predicted model, not a curated record. Gene Ontology annotation, molecular function: RNA ligase (ATP) activity. Lineage: Eukaryota; Metazoa; Arthropoda; Arachnida; Ixodida; Ixodidae. The transcript is spliced from 11 exons. Gene Ontology annotation, biological process: tRNA splicing, via endonucleolytic cleavage and ligation. Gene Ontology annotation, cellular component: tRNA-splicing ligase complex; nucleus.